Messenger RNA from Naumovozyma dairenensis CBS 421, 3243 nucleotides. RefSeq names its product Nmd2p (gene NMD2). The coding region runs from base 1 to 3243 and encodes 1080 amino acids. The transcript is spliced from 2 exons. NCBI's taxonomy places the organism in Eukaryota, Fungi, Ascomycota, Saccharomycetes, Saccharomycetales, Saccharomycetaceae. Gene Ontology annotation, cellular component: cytoplasm; exon-exon junction complex. Gene Ontology annotation, molecular function: protein binding; RNA binding. The record is from RefSeq and is a predicted model, not a curated record. Gene Ontology annotation, biological process: nuclear-transcribed mRNA catabolic process, nonsense-mediated decay.
AUGGACAAUUUGAGAAGAAAAGAACUACAUGAAUUGAAUACUAGAGCAUGGGCUGGUGAGGAAGUCUAUCAAUUGAAAAGCCAGAAAUUGGACUCCAGUAUAAAAAGAAAUACCGGGUUUAUUAAAAAACUGAAGAAAGGGUUUGUCAAAGAAUCUACUCCAUCUUUAUUGAAAGAACUAUCAGAACUUUCGCUUGAAAAAUAUCUAUCAGAAGUUAUUGCUACAGUAAACGAAGUUUUAUAUUCCAUUUCCAAUAAAAAUGAUGACAUCAUUUCUGCUGUAGAAAUAAUAAGUGCGCUACAUCAAAGAUUCAAUCAAAGAUUUACUUGUGAGUUAUUUCAAUUGUUUUUGAAUAAUUUUGAAAACCCAACGAUUGAAAAAAGCACUGAAAAAGAAGAAUUACUGAGGAUUACUAGGCUUAAGGCAAAAACUAACAUAUUAACAGAACUAUAUCUUGUUGGUGUCUUUACGUCAUUAGAGAACACUAACUCGAAAGAUGCCUUGCCUGCCUAUUUACAAAGGAAAGUCCGUAGAAAAGAGCCUAUUAUAUUUAGUGUUUUAAAGGAAAAUUUGAACUAUAGAUUCAAGCUGGGAUAUACCACUAUACUAGCAACAUCAUUUAUUAAACGAUAUCCUAUGUUGAUAGAAAAUGAAGAUACGCCGUUGGACGAUAUUAUCUACGAUACAACAUUAAAGGCUUCCCUUCAGACCUUAUUUAAAGUCUUUUCAGAAGCAGUUUUCACAAGAACAAAAGAUUUAAAUAAACAAAUCAAUAAAUUAACCAAAGCACAUCAAAAAUGUCAAAUACGAACAGGUAAAUCUACGGAUGAAUAUAGUGAAGAACGUGAUGGUUUAGUUCCGAUUUUUGACAGAUUUAAAAUUGCAUCUGAUACUUUUGCUGAGUUCUUCAAAAUUGAACCUCUAAACUUGGAGAAUGUUAAUGACGUAAAUGAAUCUUUAGAUGAAGCUAACACGGCACCUAUUGUGGCCAACGCUGGUUCAUCGAUUGCCGAAAAACUAUGGGAAAACGAAGAAGUUCGAAAGUUUUAUGAAGUGUUACCAAGUAUCGAUGAAAUUGUAGAACAGUCAAAGAAAGAAAAUAAAAUCGGAACUGCAGACCAAAUUAACUCCUUUUUCCAUAGCUUGGAUAAAAUUGACACAAAAGAAGAAAUUGAUCAAAUAUCUAUAGACUAUUGGACGAGUGGGAUUGAUAACAAAGCGACAAGAAAUAGAUUAUUAAAAUUUUUCAUUGAAACUCAAGAUUGGAGUAAGAUUAAAGUAUACGCUCGUUUCUUGGCAACUACAAAUAAAUAUCUACCUGAAGUAACAGAAGAAUUUAUCAAAUAUUUGGAUAAUGGUUUUCGGAGUCAGUUACAUUCAAAUAGAAUUAACGUUAAAAAUAUCAUUUUCUAUAGCGAAAUGAUGAAAUUCAUGUUAAUCCCAUCAUUUAUGAUAUUCCAUAAAAUUCGAUCUUUAAUCUUAAAUAUGCUUAUUCCCAAUAAUAUCGAAAUUUUAACAGUGUUUUUGGAACAUUCUGGUAAGUUCUUAAUUAACAAGCCUGAACUGAAACCACAAAUGGAAAAGAUGGUACAAUUAAUCCAAGAGAAGAAAAGGGAUAGACAAUUGAAUUUAAACACCAAGAGUGCUUUGGAAAAUAUUAUGGCAUUACUUUAUCCACCAUCAAUGAAAUCAUUAAAUGUUGACAAAAAGGAGUAUACACCGGAGCAGCAAUUCUUCCGUAUCCUAAUUAGAAGUGAAUUAUCAAACAUUGAUCCAAGGUAUGCAAUUAAGAUACUUCGAAAGGCGCACUGGGAAAAUCCAGAAACAACUAGGACUUUAUUUUCUUUAUUUACCAAACCAGGGAAGAUAAAUUAUCAAAAUUUGCCGACAAUGGCCAAAUUAUUGAAUGGGUUAUUUACCUACCAUAGAGAAUUUAUUAUAAAAUGUAUUGAUCAGAUCUUAGAGAAUAUCGAAGGUGGAUUAGAGACGAAUCUUUAUGCUGAAAAUAGACAUAGAGUAGCAAAUGUGAAAUAUCUAACGGAAAUUUUUAAUAUGGAAAUGAUUAAAUCUGAUGUUUUAUUAGCCAAAUUAUAUCAAAUUUUACAAUUUGGGCAUCAAAAUGGUCAACCCAAUCCUUUCUCCUUGAAUGAGUUGGACCCUCCAGAUAAUUAUUUUAGAAUCCAAUUAACAACUACUGCACUGCUAAGUCUGAAAAGGUUCCCAAGUACUUUGCUUAAGAAAUUGAAGAUAUUUCUACCAUUUUUUGAUUAUUACAUUUUCACGAAAAAUCAACCACUACCUAAGGAAGUCGAAUUUAGAAUCAUUGAAUCCCUUGAUAAUUUGGAUACCUUAGGUAAGAUCAAGUUCAACAGAUCAGGGUCUCUAUAUGAAAGUGCUCAAAAGUUAGGAACUCUCGUGAGAAAAGUAACACCAGGAACUAAAAAUAACAAGAAAGAGACAUCGGUGAGGGGUGAUUCUAUGGUCCAAGUUUUUAAGAAUGCCAGAUUGCAAAAUAUGUCCGAGGAUAAGGAUACUGGAGAAAGUGCAGGUGAUUCUGAAGAAGAGGAAGAAGAAAAUGAUGAAGGUAUUGAAUUUCCUGAUGAUUCUGACGACGAAGCUACUUUGAACAUUAACGAUGAUGAGGAUACAGAGAGGGUAAGAGAUCUUCACGGUGGUUCAGAAGGAGAAGAGAGCGGGGAGAAUGAUUCAAGCUCAGAAUCUAAUGACACAGACGACGACAACGACGACAGUGAUGACGGAAGCAAUGAAGAUGAAAGUGAUAAAGAAGAAGAUUUUAGAGAUAUCGAUGCAGAUAGAAAUGCAGAAUUGAAGAGAAUGUAUGGAGAAUAUAAGAAAAAAUUGAAAGCAGAAGAGGAAAGAAAAGUUGAAGAUGAAUUGGAGAAACAAUUUAAACAAAUUUUACAAGAAUCAAUGGAAACGCGGAAAACUGAAAAGAGUUCAGGAGGGAAAAUUCCAAUGAUCGGAAAUAUUCCUAAUAAACAAGAUAUCAUACCAAUUGCUACGAAGGAUAAUGACAUUGCAAGACAACCAGCAUAUGUUUCUGAGAAACCGAAUAAAGUAAAGUUUACAUUCUUGGCAAGAUCAGGUAAAAAGACCCAAUCAAGACAAUUGGAGCUGCCAACCAAUAUUAAGUUUGUUUCUGAUGUCCUCGAGGAAGAGGAAAGAUUAAAGUCAGAAAGAGAAAAAAUUAGGAAAAUUGUUUUACAACGUUCGUUUGAUUAA